This is a messenger RNA of Jatropha curcas, 580 nucleotides long. The record is from RefSeq and is a predicted model, not a curated record. Lineage: Eukaryota; Viridiplantae; Streptophyta; Magnoliopsida; Malpighiales; Euphorbiaceae.
UUGCAAUAUUCUCUCGAGCUAGCUUAGGUUAGCUAUGGCUUAUGCCAAACUUAAUUUUGAAUUGGUUUUCUUCUUUUUGUUUCAUCUUCCAGUUCUUCCUAGCAUAUUUGUCGCAAGCCCUCUUAAGGAAAACCAACAUAGAUGUGCGUUUGACGCAAUUUUUCAAUUAGGUGAUUCAACAUCAGACACAGACAAUUUGAUUCAAGAGGAUCCUUCAUCAUCAUGUAUUCGGUUUCCUUAUGGCGAAACAUUUUUCAAGAAACCAACAGGGCGAUGCUCAGAUGAAUUGUUGAUCAUUGAUUAUAUUACACGUUCAGCUGGUGUUCCUUUUCUUGAUGCGUAUUUAACUCCAAAUGUUACCUUCAGUCAUGGAGCGAAUUUUGCUGUUUCUGGUUCAACUGCUUUACCUGUAUCUGUUCUAGCCGAAAAGAAAAUUAUAGCUCCAAUCACAAAUAGUUCUCUAAGUGUACAGCUAGAUUGGAUGUUCUCAUACUUUAAAGGAAGAUGUCGCAAUGGUGAAGACUGUGCUCAUAAACUUAAAUCCUCUCUCUCAUUUGUUGCGAGGAAGUUUUGGAAGUAA